Molecule: messenger RNA, 2133 nt
Organism: Penicillium samsonianum
Lineage: Eukaryota; Fungi; Ascomycota; Eurotiomycetes; Eurotiales; Aspergillaceae
Product: Zn(II)2Cys6 transcription factor
Exons: 3
Coding region: 1-2133 (710 amino acids)
Biological process (GO): positive regulation of transcription by RNA polymerase II
Cellular component (GO): nucleus
Molecular function (GO): DNA-binding transcription factor activity, RNA polymerase II-specific; transcription cis-regulatory region binding; zinc ion binding
Source: RefSeq, a predicted model, not a curated record
AUGUCCGCCCCAGUUCGAUCUAGGAAGCGCACGAAAACGUUUACAGGAUGUUGGACUUGCCGGACACGCAAGAUCAAGUGCGAUGAGGCCAAGCCGUGCUGUAGUCAAUGUUAUGAAAAGGGACUUAGCUGUGAGGGAUACUCUGCCCGCUUGCAGUGGCUCGCACCGGCCACAGGCAAGCGAGGCCUUCGCUCGGUGGACCCAACGGCGGGUUCCAUGAGCCAAUCUCUACGACGUCUUAUGCCUCCAGAGCCUCUGGAAUAUGCCUUAGACUGGGACCAGGUGGAUGGUAUUCUACACUAUCUCGAUUCCCUGGAAUCCGUUGUCAACCCACGCAGUGAGGAUGUCAGUGCCAACAUACAGAAUUUUGGUGUCUUUCGGGUUCAACAAAGUACCUCGUCUACUGUUGAUGAACUGAAUGUUACAGCUCCUUGCACAACUGAAGUUUGCCAGCCCGAGAAUGGGUACGAUCUAAUCUUCAAUCCGGAGUCAGUUUCCAUAGAGUCAGAUCCAUGGAAUGAUAAUUCUGAAGCAGGGGCAGCAUGGAGCCUUUGUAAUCUUCAUGGGCAACCGUUGGUCUUGGAUUUUACUCAACAGCAAGACUUGGCCCCAGUGGCGCCAGGCACUGUUUCGAACUCUCCAGCCUAUACAGGCCAUGAUAUACAAUCACAACCUCUCGAGUCAGAGGGGCUGAUUCUCCCGCAGGGGGCCGAGAGCAACACAUCGAACAAGACACAGCAUAUGUCUCCACCUCUGACAAAUACACUCGAGAGCCUGGUCGUUCCGUCCCAGGAGCGACUCCUUAUGAGACACUACAGCCACCGAGUAGUCAACCUAUUCUGUGUAAUUGACAAUGCCAAAAGCCCCUGGAAGACAAUCCACUUACCCCGUGUCCUGCAAUCUGCAGGUGAAAUGAGCUUUGGAUGUAGCACAACGCGGAUCCGUGACGCAUUAAAGAAUUCAUUGCUUUCUAUAAGCGCAUUUUGUCUAUCCAACGAUCAUAGAUCUCAUCACCGAGAAGAAGAAGCUAAUAAAUGGGGCACAAUCGCUUCGCGAUAUCGUUGUGAUGCCAUUGGACUUCUCAAAUAUGCGGUUGAAACCGAUCUCUAUGCCGACAAGAGACCAAAGUAUAAGGAGUUUCUUGCCACUAUGCUUUCUAUGAUUACAAUCAAUGUUAUGUCUGGAGAUACAAGUACUUGCAGUGUUCAUUUGGACGGCGCCGAAAGGCUUAUAAGCCAUAUGAAUACUCGGAAGGCCACUUUCUCUCGCAAGGCCCAAUCGCUCCAUCGGAUAUAUCUUUACCUGCGCGUGAUCUAUGAAAGUACCGCCGUGAAAAGAUCAAGAAGCGGAAUGUCCAGAUUUUCGCCAUCACUGGGCUCACAAAGAACGUUCGGUCCGCAGCCCGUGUUUCCCAAACAGCACCUCUUUAUUGAAGAUGAUGAAACGCCCUCGUCUAUGCUUCCCAUGGGAGCAGAUAUGAUGACAGGCGAGCGCACCUUGUUAGAGAUGUCGGCAUACGAAUGCAUAUACGGUAUACCGCAGAGUCUUCUGAUUCUCUUGAAGGAAACCAUCGAGCUCAUCGACGAGGUGAAGCACCAUCGAAUGAACACGGAAGGCACAUCUAUCCCAGAUAGUCUAAACCAAAUCUGCGAUCAUCUUGAACAAAAGAUCAUGGACUGGCCACUCGAUGAGCGUCUUCAUCGUUACGAAGAGUCCACGAAUGGCAUUAGUGCCACCAUCAUCUACCACCAGACUCGGGCAUUCCUUCAUGCUCUCAUUAUCUAUUUCUCGCAGAGUGUGAGACUGAUGAGCCAUCGGUAUCUCCGCCAAUAUGUCCAGGCGGUUCUGGAUAGCAUCGAAGCCAUUGAACAGCUCAAAGCGGAGACCAAAAUACUUGCUGCUCCGCUUUUCUGGCCAGCAUUCAUGGGUGCCACUGAGGCGUUUGAGCCUAGACACCAAGAUCGCUUUCGACUGUGGUACGAGCGAGUGGAAGUAUAUGGAAUUGAAGCCGUGAGGACAGGUAUACAAGUUGUACACGAAGUUUGGAGGCAGGGACCAACAACAAAUCGACAAAUGCAUUCUGGCUGGCGCAGCGUUGUGGAACGGACGGGGGACCAUCUCAUGUUAACCUAA